AUGAGUGCAAUCGCUGAGGACGGUGAUGGCACUAUGCCCGAGCCCGUCAAGGUCCUGUUCACCCUCCACGAAGGCCUCGACGCUCUCGACUUCAUCGGUCCUCUUGAAGUUCUCAGCCAUGCUCGCCAUGAUAUCAAUGACCCUGAAAGCAAGGCUUUCGAAGUCACCCUUGUCGGCGACUCCGAUCUUGUCAAGUCUGCUCAGGGCGUCUCGUUCAAGACCGACAUGACCUUCCGCGAGGCUCACAAGCACCUCGCCAACUACGACGUUGUCAUUGUCCCCGGUGGAGGCACCGAUAACGUCCUCAGCAUCCCCUACUUCGGCAAGAACAAGGCGACCGAGCCCAUGGCUCUGAUCAAGUCGUACGCCGAUAUCCAGACCAAGAACCCCAUGAGAGAGAGAACUCUCAUGUCGGUUUGCACUGGCUCUCUCUUUGUGGCCGAGACUGGUAUCCUUUCCGGACUGUCCGUCACCACCCACCCCGACUACAUGAUCAAGAUGGAGAACCUCAACCAGAGUGUUUCCCAUCGCGACAUGUCUGAGCGCUUCGAUGUCAUGGAAGAGCGCUAUGUCGUCAACAACCUUCGCUUCGACAUUGACGAAGACGAAAACAACCCCUACAUCCGCACACGCUCCGACUCUAAGACGGGUCGUCGUCCCAGCAAUGCUCGCAAGGGCAGCUUCUCUUUCAAACAGAGCAACACUCGUCGUGAGAGCAACGCUAGACGUGCUCAGCUCAAGCUUGGUGGACUUCGCGUCAUCACCAGCGGUGGUAUUUCGACUGGUCUCGAUGCCGCCUUUUAUCUUGUCAGUGCUCUGGUUAGCUAUGAGUCGGCCAAUGAGGUCGCUCGCAAGAUGCAAUACGAAUGGCACAAGGGUGUCGUUUGCAAGGGUGUUGAUGUCUAA
Molecule: messenger RNA, 906 nt
Organism: Aureobasidium melanogenum CBS 110374
Lineage: Eukaryota; Fungi; Ascomycota; Dothideomycetes; Dothideales; Saccotheciaceae
Product: class I glutamine amidotransferase-like protein
Exons: 2
Coding region: 1-906 (301 amino acids)
Source: RefSeq, a predicted model, not a curated record